Leishmania major strain Friedlin is the source of this 4968-nucleotide messenger RNA. RefSeq lists its product as hypothetical. The record is from RefSeq and is a predicted model, not a curated record. The transcript has a single exon. Bases 1 to 4968 code for a protein of 1655 amino acids. Lineage: Eukaryota; Euglenozoa; Kinetoplastea; Trypanosomatida; Trypanosomatidae.
AUGGGGUGCACCUCCUCCUCCCUUUCGUUUCGCGAUGUGUACAUCGACCUCCAACAGCGCUGGGGUCUUGACCCGAAGUUGUACGGGGUAUUGGAGCCGAACGGUGUUCGUGAAAGAUCGAGUGUUUUUGCGUCGUGCGCGAGCAGCACAGCGCGGCAGGCGUCCCAGGAACUCGUCUUACGAGACGGGCGCCUUUUCGUGUGCGAUUCACUUCUAGUCGAACAGGCGCCUCUCCUAAAACAUCCCUUAUUUCAUGGUGAGGGAAAGGGCACGCUACAUCCGUACACCGCAGUCCUCUUUCGGCGGUUGCUGUCCGCCGUGUCAGCAGAGCAUGCUCGCCAUGCUGCAGCAGAGGUGUUUAGCGUCGUCCGAGAUGGGGGUUUCAUCGCCCGGUGGGACUUCCGAGUGUGGAUGAUGGCGUGUUGCGAGUUCUACCAUGUGCUGGCGAUACUGCAAGAACAGAAAGCACUCCCUAAAGAAACAAAGACGUUCAUGAAGGCACUUACGCGGUCAUCUGAGCACAGUACUCUACUCCACAGCACAGAGGGAACGGUGCUCUCCCAAGAUACGCUGGAGAAAGUGUGGAGGGACGGAUCGGCAGUUCAACUCACCACGUCCACCCUCGGCGCACCCGUUAUGAGGGAGCUCUGCUCUCAAAUGCCCUCCGUCCUGGCAUGUGCCCCAAAAGGCGAAAGCUCGACCGCAGCGAGCACAAGCGGCGAUUCUCUAGCGCCACGGCUCAUCGCUUUAGCGAAAGAGUACGAAAAGCGGGUGUUGUCGAUGACGGGGCGGCAGAGCAGUAAUCCUCUGCGCAGCUGUGACAACGCCUCAGCGCCUUCGAGCGUCCCGCUUCUGGUGUUUGCGGAGUGGGCCGCGAUGGAGUGUGCGCUCUCUUUCUGCGGUCAGGAAGAAGACUUUGCUUCAUACGGCGUCACACCGCUGCCGCUCUCUCUCGUAUUAGCACAGCACGAGAACAACGUACGACAGCAGUGGCGCGCGCGACUGCUUCAUUUGAGUGAGGUCAAGUCCGAGCUGGCGGAACUGGAGCCGUUCGAUCAUCUCUCUGGAGCCUACAAGCAGCUACUGGCGAAAGCGGAAGGUCUGGAAAGGGAGGUGGAGGAGCAGGUCGCGAGGUGGCGCCGCGGUCGCGAGGUGCUGACGGCCGAGGAUGCUGAAGAUAUGUGCUGGCAUUUGUUGGAGAUAUGGGAGUCUCUGCCGAAUCGGACCGUGCACCAGAUUUUGUCCCGCAAGGCAUUUGAGUGCGCUGCUGGAGCUGACGGCACUAUUGCGACUACCGGCCAGCUGUGCCAGUACUUGAGGUAUUACCUGGCACUCCACGAUUUGUACCGAGACGUCCUCUUCCACCAGCUGAAAGGGUCGGAGGUGGGGGGGUUGGGCGACGGUUUAUGCUUGCCAAGGCAUCUGGACUUCGACACCUUCCGCACUGCAUUAGUGGCAGCACAGGCGAGACAUGACGCCGACAUCGAACCUCUCCUGGGUGCUGCCGCGGGGUGUGGCCCGGUGACACCAGCAUUGGUCCUGGAUGUUAUGCGUCAGCUUUUCGACUCAGUUGCCGAUGAUGACGCUAAGGAUGGCGUGAAAGGUGUCAGUUUCGAUGCACUUUGCGCGAUGGUGCUUCAAAACCUAGCGCGGGGGCGCCGCGUAUCCCCAUCCUUGCGCUCUAUCGAUGAGCUCCGUCGUGCGCUUGGCAUGAAUGAAACGAAGCAGCAGAGCGCCUUCACGGCGUCCUUCCUCCGCCAGGUAUCCACCGCCCAUCAAGACGAUUUUUCUGCAUGCAGUCCACUGUUGGCCACUAAGGCGCUGGAGGCAGCGGCGGAGCUGCCUCAGUACACCAAUCACAGCGCUCGCGUGGCUGCGAUGGCAGUGCGGUAUGCCUCUCUUGACCCUCGCUGCUGGUCCGCUCUUUCUGCUAGUGAUGAUGUCGAGUUGGCGGCGCUAACGAGGUGGCUGUAUCGAUUACGUUCCGAGUCACUCGAUCGUUUCUCACAAACGGAGGACUCGGCGCACAUGGAGUUUGCUGUGCGCACACUUUUCUGUUUCGCCGCUGCGCAGCGUGGGAUUGAGGACACCGCGCCAGGGGCGGAAAAGUCGGUGAAUUAUGACGUCUGCUUCGACGGUGUUCAGUUCAGCGCGACGCGGCCGCCGAUGACCACGGAUGUAACUCAGUCUCAUUUUGUCCGUGCUGUGGCGGCGAUUUGCAAGUACCUGGAGUGCCCGGCGGAGGUGUUGUUGAACAACGCACAGGCCCUUUUGCUCCCGGCGAACAGUGCGGCGGAUGUGUUCAUUACACAAGCGGUGAACCCCACCUUUACCAUUGAGAGCGCCUUCCGCUUUUUCCAGAGUGUGUCGCACUCGACGGCCGACUGGCACGGGUGCGACGACGAAGUCGAAGAGCAGAAUGCUCAGGACAGGAAGCAGACAGCCAGGGUGCGCCACAUUCUUUUUGUUAUGGUGUUCAACUACACGCGUCAGCACUGCUUCAGGUACUGGAAGAACCACAAGCGGUACGAUGACGACCUCGACGCUUCGUUGUCAGCGGCAAAGGACGGCAGUGACGCUGACUACCCGAAGUGGGACGGCGAGAGCGAGCUGCUGGCCCUCAGCCGCGCGAUGCCGCUGCGCACUCUCGCCGGCUGCUAUCGAGUCUUUGCCGAGUUGACCGAGCAGGAAGCACAACACAGUGGGCCAGCGGAAAGUGCAAGCGGUAGGCAGGCAGCCUUUCUCCAUGCAUUUUAUGAGCAGUACAUGCUGUUUUUUCAACGGCUUCACCUAGACGAGGACCACGUGACUGAAGUGGGUGUGCGCGCGCUUCAGUUCAUCGCAAGCCAAAGUGGUCGCUGCAGUUGCGACACGGGCGACCUGGGAAUCACCCGCCGCGACUUCAGCUCCUUCUUACAGUUUGUCCUGGGACACUUGUUGGUGGAAACAGCGUACGAAUCGACCGUGCAAGCCACCUCGGAGGCGAGAGGUGUCGCUCAGGAUGGGCCUGUAGAGGUGCUCCUCUCCGAGCAAGACUUCCGGCGCCUACUGGCGUGCUUUGGCCGUUUUACGAAAGGAGGUGUUUCGGCCAUUCCUACCAUUGAAGAGGCGCACCUAUGGCUGCGGUCCCAUCACGUCGACAACACAUACAAGGGGUUCAUCUCGCUGCAAAACGUGUUACUCUGGUACAGCUCCCAUCGUGCGGAGCAUUACGCACUAGAGUCCUUGUACGACUGGUGGCGAGAGUCGCACGCGCAGCGCAUCCCCUUCACGAUGUCGGUAGAGCAUCGCCGCGAGCGGAAGUCCGCGAUGCGGGAGAUUCUCCGCAUAAAGCAGCAUCGCGAAGACUUGCCAGAGUCGUACCCCGUCGAGGCUUCCGAGGACGAGGACGGCUACCUUCCGGUCGAAAUCACCUCUUCCGUGCUGGAGCGUCGCUGGAGCGUUGAAGAAAUAACCACCCGCGUCUUCGGCAUGGACGAAAAGCCAACAGCUGAGGCAACGCCACCUGGGGACGGCGGAGAGGCGCAAGCAUCUUCCCUUUCUUUGGCCGUGCCACUGUGGUUGGACAGCUGUGAGUGCGGAUGUAACGCGGCGCUUCACCCCACAGACCCCUACUCACGCAAGGUGCACCGCGGUGAAUUCCGUUUUCUCUUGGAGUACGUGCACCACUUUGUCUCAGCGUACGUCAGCCUGAACUACACCCUCACGUUGCUAGAGGCUUCUUCGGGCGCCGUGUCUGUCGAGGGCAGUGAGCACGGAAGCCCCAGCACCCCAGCAGCGCAUCAAGCAAAAAUGACAGAGCUGCUUUCGGAGAGUCUUCUCCUCCUCCUUCCUUUGACCAUCGUGCCCGUAGAGUUGUCGAGCAUGCUAUCCGGGGUGAUGGCCGACGUGUGGAAUGAUAUGCAGACGACGGGCGUCGUGGUGGAUGCGACCUACCGACGUAGUGCACACUCCAUUGCAGCUUUCCUCGUGGGCCGCUCGUACCUCAUCGCCUCUCGCGCCCGGAAGUCAUACCUGCAAGGCAUCGGGACCCAGGACCUCUGCGAGACGCUCACCACCCAAGACGCCGUUGUCGGCGCACUGGGCGCCUACGAUGUCUAUGCAAAACUGUCCUACUGGGAGCGUCUUCGCAUCCUGCUCCCCUUUGGCCCGUCGCUGCAGCGUCGUCAGCGGCGUCGCGAGUUCUUUAUGUGCAUGGACCACCACCGACGUGGGUACCUGACGGUGUCCGACAUCGCGCGCGGGCUAAUGGACAUGGUUCAGCUGCAGUCCUUCCGCGCAGACUUCACCCCAGCGCUGCUGCGCGCUUUCAGAGCGACCAAGGACGUGGCGGGGGAGCGUCAGAAUGUGGUAUAUCUCACUCAACACACGGAGGAGCAGGUGCUCAUGCCGUGGGAGCUCAAUGCCUUCCUGGAAUAUCUGUAUCGGUACCUCCAGCUCUACUUUAUGUUUGAUGUGCUGACGUGCGGUGGCCAUAUUCACCCGGAAACCCUCCACGUUGUGCAGAAGCAACAGCGAUGUGGCACAGCUGACCCAGAUGAGGGCAGCCCAAGCGGAGAGUCUGUUGGGGCCAGGAUGAGCAAACGAGCGGAUUAUGCCGCAGAUGCGGUGGUGGCUGCGGGCGGCGCGACGGCAGCGCCACACACUCGCAGUGCUGCGGUUGCCCUCUAUGAAGCAUCCAUGCAACCCUAUCAAAUCGCGCUGGAAGCGGCUCCAAUGAAGAAGGAGGUGUCGCUGUCUCAGUUCCGAAUGGCACGCCAGCUUCUCAGUCGAUGGGGCGCGCAUGUCGAAAACCCCGUGGAGGUGUUUCAGCAUGUCGACCGGCAGUGCCGCGAAGGGGGAAAGCUGCUCUUCAACGGGUUUGCCAUCUGGGCGUCCGAGCAGGAUCUCCAGCCCGAAGGGAAUGACUACGGGUAUGACGACUCUAUCGACGCGAUAGCCAUUAUGGAGGAGUACGCUACUCAGUGA